ACCUUCGUCGUCCACCACCGUCAAGUUCGCCUUCGCAGGCUCAGUGCUGGCAGGUCCAUCAAGUGCAUUUGUUGCAGACCCCGUGCGGCUCGACAGGACGUUGACCCGGUUCAUCACCCCCGCGUCCCCUCGCUGCUUUCGUUGUACUUUAUCCUCUUUCUUCUUCAAGACUCGACGUUCGGCAGGUCCGAGUGCUGUCUCCUUUUCAACCAGUCCAAUCCUUUUGCCAAGCCGCCCCUGCAGACGCGCUGGUCCCGUAGUGCAAGAGGUUUCGUGAGUUGGCACGUAUGCUCCUCGAUUUUCCCCAUUGCUGACCCGCACAAAGAUUCGCUCUUCUAACGUCGUCUUCUGCGCACCCGACACUCUCCCGUCUUUCGCAGUCAAUUUUACGCCAUGCCACGCCGCCCAGCACCGACUCCCCUGCGCCUCUCCCAAGGCCCGCUUCCCAAACGCAGCGAGCCCAAGCACACCCUGCCGUCGCUCCCGCGCCCCGUCUUUCACCCUCCGCCUCGUGCUUCGCAAGGGCCCCUUCCUCGUGAACGCGCGCAGGCCUAUGCACUGAAACUUGAACAGGCAGACGACUCCAGGGCACGUGCGCCUGUGGCACAGCCGGCGUACGGAUUGCCGACAGGCGCAGUCUCACCGACCUCGUCGUCAUGGUCUUCCACCAGUAAACGGCGCGGACACUCUCGUCAGAGCUCCACGUCCAGCUUGAGCUCGAACUCGAGCUUCAGUUCACGAUCAAGCAGGGAGAGCUCGAGGCGGUCUUCCUUGGACGAGGAGAAUCCGAACGCGGUAUACGGUCCCUGGGUGAAACAUGGCAAGGGCUUCGCUCUGCCUUUCGACCCAAACACGUUGAUCAUGCCUCCGAGGCCUGCGGCGAUCAACCCCCUGCCGGUGUGGUGAGCAUGUAUUGUGGGAGAUGUCGAGACUUCGGGUUGAGCGGGGUCUGGGCGAUUUAUGGUGGUGGUUGGACUUGGUUUGGGGUGCCCACGUUGACCGUGUGUACCUUGUCUAUGUCCUUUAUUGAAAGCAAUGUUGCCCGUCUAUAUACACAUACCACGAGGCACCAUGUGAUUGUCGCGAAUGCAACGCUAAGUAUCCUCUUUCCUCAGUCGAGGUC
Molecule: messenger RNA, 1123 nt
Organism: Fomitopsis serialis
Lineage: Eukaryota; Fungi; Basidiomycota; Agaricomycetes; Polyporales; Fomitopsidaceae
Exons: 2
Coding region: 394-906 (170 amino acids)
Source: RefSeq, a predicted model, not a curated record